AUGGCGAUGUUCCGGGCCGUGGACCCAUUGGCUCCUCACGCGAAGGACCGGCGACCAAUACGGAAGGACGAUGGCGGCGCCAUGGCGGCAGACCGAUUCGGGGAAAACGCGUGGGCGAUGGUUCACGCUGGUGAUGUGAAGGAGCAGUCGUCGGCAACAUCCUCGCACGCUGUCGAAGCCACCAUCAAGAAGGACGAACCAGAGGAGCCCGUUGCCGUCCCUACACCUAUCGGCUGUUGGAAAGUCAUCUCGCCUGAGGGCCGAGAGGAACACGUCUUUAGGCCCAUCCCCGGUUUCGAACACCUGUGCAACGGCCCAGCAAAGUCGCAGGGAGUAGCCCGUCUGGCAGAUCCGCCUAAAGCCAUCCCCACGCCAGUCUACCAGCCUGCUGUGGUCCAGGUACCGGCUACGUCGGGAGAUGUUCAACCCAAGAGCCGGAAGAGAGCUCGGUCGCGCCCAGGGGAACCGCGUCAAGGCGCAGCUCAGCACUUCAGCGAAGAUGGGGACGACGAGCAGUACGACGAUAGAGAUGUCCCUGUGGCAACACAGAAGUCUUACACCUUCUACAUUGGCGAUGUCAAGCCGUUGAUGGGCUUCUUCCACCGAAGACUCGAUGAGCUCACCAUGAAGCCAGUGCGGCCCAUCGUCACGGCUUGGGUCAAGCAACUGGAGCCUAAGCGUCUCAGCCUGUACGGGCCCUACCACAAGAAGCUGCCUAAGGAGCAGCCCUCUGAAUGCACCCCACCUUGGUGGCCCCACGAUGUACCCUACGAAGAGCCUUCGCAUCUAGAUAAGGCGGGCCUUUUGAAACUUGCAGUCGAUCUCAUGCUUCAGCACCGCAAAAUCGACGAGGCCAAGCGUAGAAGUCCAUGGGUCGCCAAGCUCAAACAUGCCGCGCAGUAUGCCGUUGAGACUACACCGCCAGACCAGUUCUCCUCGUCGAAAGGAUCCAGAUUCAGUGAGCGGAUGCAAGGCCGAGCCCUAUCCGAGAUUCUACCGAACCUCUUCGACAUUGCGCAAUUAUACGAAGAUCACAUCUUCAACUACAACCUCUUCGAAGGCACAAACAACCAGGAUCCCCGUAGAGGGACGCAUGUGACUUGGCAGCCAUUGACGAGACCGCCACGCCAGCAACCCGUACCUAGGAAGCGCUUCCGACGGGCCAGGGCUACUCCGCCUCCGAGAAUACAGCCUGACGCCGAUGUAUCUGGCAACGAGACUGAGGUUGACAACACCGCGACUGAGUCGCACCUGCCACGGGAGGAGAAAGCUCGCCGACCUCAGACAUCCCAACAGCAAGCGCAAGCCCCCAUUCGAGGACCGGCAAUAUCACAACCACAACACAUGCAUCCAUGCAGCUCCACUACAACGCCCAACACCUCUUUUGGUCAGUCGAUGCACUCUCUUCAUCUAGAUGAGGACAUGGACCUAGACGUCAAGGUGGCCAACCACACCCCGUUUCAUAACCAGACCCGCAGUCAGAGCGACUUGCAAUGCAGCCAGCCAAUGCAGUAUUGUACUAGUCAUUCGGGCUACCACCAUGUACCGCAGUCACGACAGGCUCCCGGAUCAAACAACGUAGUUCCAGUGUCUGCAUCAACAUACCACCAGCCAUUCACCAUGUUCGACACACCGUACCAUCACCAAGACGAGAGUACCGCCUUCAGCAGCAAUACCGGAUAUCCUUACGAGUAUGACAUGUUUGUUCCGUCGUUCUUCGACGGUCUACCGCACUUGACCAGCAUCAGCUGCCCGGGCUCUGAGCUCAUCCGUGGCUCUCUUGUUCGCGACACGGAUGGGCCUUUGAUGCUUUCUCGCAGCGCCCGCCAGUCGCACUCAACCCGACUCGGCCACCAGCGCAACCGAACCGACUACCGAUAUCUCGCCGCACCCGGAGCCUCACUAGUCGCGACCAUGGCGACACCGCGAGGUGGGAGAGGCGCCAGCGGAGGCGAUCGUGGGCGCGGUCCCAAAGGCGGCAACAACUCCAACGCGAAUCGCGCACGCGGCAGGAACAAUGCGCAGAACGAAGAGCGACCGGCGCAAGGUCUAUACAAAGGCGGGCAGGGACGCCAGAAGAACGACUCCGGCAAUUCGAACGCUUCCACUUCGAAUUUGUUCGGCGGGAAUUCAGCGCCUUCCUUUGCGCCUCAUGAAUAUCAGAAGCGACUGCAACACAUCAAAGCGGAGCGCCCCAAGAUCCGCGAGAAGUUCGUCCGCGAUGGUCUCAUGAACCCCGAAGGCCAGAUGCGCCUGAUCGACUCCGUCAAGCUGUACGGUCUUUGCCAGGAAAUGUGCCCGGAAUACGAGCGCGUGCGUCGCAUAGUCGAACUCGACGUCAAGGCCCCCGAAUGCACACCCGAGACCCAACACCUACCCUCCCGUAGCCAGCGCAUCGCAGAUGAGUCGCGCAUGGUCAAGGCAUACGCGCGGUCAGCGGCAGGCAUGGACGUAGAGCUGGUCUCAGAGAUUCGGUCGCCAGCCACCUGCUUGAAAACCCUCAAGUACCUGUACGGCCGCCUAGACGAAGACGAUUUCCAGUUCCUCCACUCAUGGCUUUGGGACCGCACACGAGCCGUUCGAAAGGACCUCCGCACACAACGUAUCGAGAACAGGGCCGACAUCGCGGUACUACUCACCUCGCUCGAGUACAGCGCCCGCUUCUACAUGUUGUCGGCUCAUCACAUGGCGCGGAGUACCAAGGACGAUUACUCGCAUCAACAAGACGUCGAGCAGCUGAAUCAGACCCUCAUCUCACUGAAGGAGCGAUACGCCGACAAUCGACGCGCCAACAUCAUAUCAGAGUGCGAAGCCGAGUUCUGGGCAUAUCGCCUCAUCCUGGCUCCCAUCUACGCCAACACCCAGCUCGAGAACGAACUCCAUCGUCUACCUAGCGAUUUACGGAACAACCCACGGGUCCAAGCCGCUCUCGAGAUCUUCCGCCUCCUCAAGUCCAUCCUCAUUCACAGGAAUUACGACAACUGGGUACAAUGCCAGUCGAAUUGGAAGCGGUUUUGGGAGUUGAUCAAGUCGCCGCGGGUAUCAUAUCUCAUGGCAUGUGCGGCCGCUAUAUCCUUCAACAGGGUCCGUCACGUUGCACUGGAUGUAGUCUGGCGUUGCUACCGAGUUGGUCUAUACAGGCAUCAGGUUUCUGUCGAAUUCUGGACAACCGACAGGCUGAGAGAAGUACUCGGCAUGGACACUGAAGACGAGGCCGUCGAGUUUUGCGAGGCGCACGGUUUUGUCUUCGAAUUCAACGAGGCAGGACAGCGCUUCAUGGAUAUCAAACAGAAGCACUACGACAGGAAAGCGAAUGUCCUCGCCAAGGCCGACAUCAAGCCUCAGUUCUUCUCCGCAACUAUCGUCGAGGCCAAGCGAUGCGGUCGUCCCUUGUCGACUGUCAUCGCAGGCAUGACUGUGCAGGAAGCCAAGAAGGGCGGGCUGUCUGCUACGCAAGCUCAACAGAUGGAAGACCAGACAUCGUUGUUCAUUCCAGAGACCACCAGUGUCUUCAAACAGCAACCUUCCAACGCAACACCAUCUGCUGGUGGCUUUGGCUUCAACGCGACCGCAUCUCCCUUUCAGCCGAAUGGCAAUUCUACCACAACUCCAAAUCCAUUCGCGAAAGCCGUCCAGCCUGGCCUUUUCGACCCUUCCAAGAACAGCAUUCAGUUUGGGCAACCAGCAGAUGCGAAUGCCAAUCCAUUUUUGCGCAAGGACAACAACUCAUUCCAGUCGACACCGACUGCACCAUCAUCAAACCCUUUCUUGAAGAACAACACUGCGCAACCGGAAUCUACGACGCCACAGCCUGCCGCAAAUCCUUUCUUGAAGUUCAACAAUGCUGCGAAGUCCGAGUCAACCACCACACCAACGCCCGCGAAUCCUUUCCUGAAGAACAACACCGCGCAGCCUCAGUCUACAACGGCUCAAGCUCCAGCGGACAUCUUCGGUGGAGUAUCGCCUUUCCCUGAUCCGGCGAAACUCGAAGCUCAGCAGAAACGUGAAGCUGAAUUCCAGAAAGGAUUUCAUUGGGGCGAAGAGCCUUUCUUCAAGAACAACACCGCGCAGCCUCAGUCUUCAACACCCAAGGCAGCUCCUGCUUUCAACUUUACUGGGUCUUCGUUCAAUGCUACACCCUCGAAAGAAACCCCACAACAGUCCUUCACCCCAUCAGGAACACCGCCUCCGACGGAUACUUCUCCACAAGAAGAUGAAGCACAGAAGACAGAGAAGGAGGCAGCUGAGAAGCAACGGAAACUGGACGAAGCACGCCAACGAGUACAGGAAGCCCAACGAGCAAAGCAAGCGAAGGAAGCAGAGCAGAAGCGUGAGGCUGAGGCUGCGGAAGCUGCGGCUGCGCGACAGCGGCAAGAACAGGCUGAUCGAGAGCGCAAGGCACGCGAGCAGCAAGAAGAGUUGGCUCGACAGGCGAGAUUCCGUCAGGCACAAGAGGAGGAAGCACGGCAAACACGGAUACGAGAGAAGGACUCGGCAUUGCAUGCGCUCACGGCGGAUGUUAUGUUCCACCCCCAGGAGGGAUUGCUGAUGCAGUUCGUCGACAACGCUGUUAUGAAUUUAGCGAAGGAAGCUGCAAUCACUGUAGAGAUGGAGAGGAGAGUGGCGAUGGUAGAUCAGAAGCAUAAGAGAUAUCUAGAUGAGUUGAAGCGGGCAGGCUUGGCCAAGAUGAUGUUGGCGGUGCAAAAGAAGAAGAAAUUACAAAAGGCACGAGAGAGGAGGAAGCGACUGAGAGAGCAGCGGGCAAAGGCGGAGGCCGGACCAAACGAAGAAGCGGCAGACGCGCCUGCACCGGUACAACCAGCGACAUCGAACGGUAAGACGACAGCAGUAGUACCACCAGAGGGGCGAUCGGUGUCUCAGCAACCUUCGAAUUCUCGGCGCGCCAAGCGAACGCAACAGCGACACCAGGCUCAGAGCUCGGAGACGAAUGGUGUGAACUCAGCCAAAUCAGUGCCGGUCAACAACCCAUCUCCUGAGUCAACCUUUGACAAGAGCACAAGCAACGCCAGCACAUCAAUCACCGCAUACUCCCAGGCAUAUCAGCAAGCCGUUGCGAAUGCACCAGUAGACCGGACCGAGACGGAUUGGUUCAGGUUGCGCGCUAUGGGCAUCGAUCCGAGCAAGCACCGGAAGCGCAGCUUCGACUUUGGUUCAUCAGACGAAGAGAAGCCUAAGCUCAUCGAGCCCAAGCGACCCAAGUUGUCACCAGCGUCGCCUGCACCAGAGCAACAUGAGCAGUCAGCACCGAGAACUAUGCUCGAAGAACAGCGCGCUCGUGCUGAUGCCAUCAAGGAGUCCUUUAGGCAAUCAACAUCCACGACAUCACCGUCUCACUCCUUCAACGGCGCAAUGUCGUUUAGUGGACGGUCUUCGUUCAACGAUUCAACGAACGAUCUCAUCGCAAGGGCCCGACGGACGCUGGCAGAUUCAAGAGCUGAGAUGCCGCCUCCUUCUUUCGCCCCAGGCAAGUCGUAUCGAUCAGGAUCCUUUGAUGCGAAUGCCAGUCAGCUUAUCGCACGAGCUAGAGGUCUUGCAUCUCCCGCGGCCACUUCAUCAAAUGUCCAACACGACUGGAGUCGCAGCGUGCCCAACCUUGGACUCUCUGCAUCUCAGAGCCGACAGUCUACAUACGGUACAUCCACGUACGGCAGCAGCCUCCGCACCAGCACAUCCACCAAGAACCGUCCAGCAUACUGGGAACGCACAAGCCGCUUCGUACCACGCCAUCUCUACGGUCAAGGCGCGGAAGCCGUUCGCGCCUACAGAAUCGAAAACGGUCUCAGCAAAUCACCUGCUAGCACCCGACCCGCCAGCACAGAGCCACUGGAUAUCUCGUCACCGAUACCCACACAGCUCUCCUUCGUCCAGCAGACUUCAUCCCAGCCGAUGAGCUACAAGCAAAACCAGUUCACUAGCGAUUUUGCAUCAAUGAACGGCGCACACGUCAUCGACGUCGAUGCUCAGGAUGAGCACGCCAUUAUGACCGACAACGAAGAGGACGUCCAGUCUUACAACCACUUCGGCACUACAUCGUCUUAUCCCGAAGCUCACUUUACUCCUUCCCAGGCUGCACCCUACCAGCAACAUCAGCAGCAGGAGCAACAGGAACAGUACUACGACCGAGACGCAGACCAAGACGCAGACUCUGAGAUGCACGACGGCGACGAUGAAGAGUUGCUCGAUUACGACCAAGACUCUGAUCUCGAUGAAGAAGACGAGAUCGAAGAAGAUGAGGACGCAGAGUCUUUCGAUGAGGAGGACGAGGACGAAGACGAAGAUGAAGAAGACGGUAGCGAGAAUGGUAGUGAUGAAGGCGGCGGUGGUGCAGCUGAUCCAGGUGCGAACGGCAAACCAGGUGCGACGGAAGACGAUGCUAUUGAAUUGUCGGAUUAG
This is a messenger RNA of Alternaria triticimaculans, 6414 nucleotides long. RefSeq lists its product as uncharacterized. The record is from RefSeq and is a predicted model, not a curated record. Gene Ontology annotation, cellular component: nucleus; transcription export complex 2; cytoplasm. Lineage: Eukaryota; Fungi; Ascomycota; Dothideomycetes; Pleosporales; Pleosporaceae. The transcript has 9 exons. Gene Ontology annotation, biological process: mRNA export from nucleus. Bases 1 to 6414 code for a protein of 2137 amino acids.